AUGAUAUGCUGGACUCCGGCAAACCCACUUUUCUUUAACACUUCUGCCCAAGCACCCUCAUCCAGGGGAAACAUACUGACAAUUCUUUCAUGGCCAGGAGCGGACUUCGACGGAGCGGACUUCGAGGGCGAUAAGUCGACGGAUUAUGGCUCUGAAUACGAUGGAUUUGACGACCCCGAGGAAGAAGAGUGGCGGAGGGAUGUUGAGAGCGAGGAUUUGGAUCGUGAACAAAAUAUUGAAGAGCAUGAGUAUACCAUCUCCGGUGACACGGCACAAACGGUGAAGAUUCAGCUCUUCUUGACCGAUGAGGGAAUGGACCAAUCCAGGUGGAUGAAAACCUUUGUCACUGAAUGCACUUGCAAUGAUGCCGCUGUCGCCAUUGCUCUAGCCCAGUAUAUUCAUCGAGAGGGCAUGCGCUUUGAAUUCUGGGAAAAGAUGGAAGUGCUUAGCUCGGAAAUGUGCGAUGUGGCCUUCUAA
This is a messenger RNA of Aspergillus udagawae, 477 nucleotides long. RefSeq lists its product as uncharacterized. Bases 1 to 477 code for a protein of 158 amino acids. The transcript has a single exon. The record is from RefSeq and is a predicted model, not a curated record. Lineage: Eukaryota; Fungi; Ascomycota; Eurotiomycetes; Eurotiales; Aspergillaceae.